Pseudomassariella vexata is the source of this 1326-nucleotide messenger RNA. RefSeq lists its product as uncharacterized. The record is from RefSeq and is a predicted model, not a curated record. NCBI's taxonomy places the organism in Eukaryota, Fungi, Ascomycota, Sordariomycetes, Amphisphaeriales, Pseudomassariaceae. The transcript has 5 exons. The coding region runs from base 1 to 1200 and encodes 399 amino acids.
AUGGCAGGCUCCACCAAUCACGCGAUCGUCUUUGGUGCAUCUGGCCUGAUCGGCUGGUCCGUAGUCUACCAGCUUCUGUCCCGUUAUCCCGAGUCCGGAGCCUUCUCAAAAGUCACUGCUGUGACAAACCGCCCGGUUGACAUCUCAGACUCGUAUUGGCCCGAACUCAGCACUGAACAACCGGAUCUUCAGCUGGUCUCCGGCAUUGAUCUCCGUGGCGGCGACGGGGAUACUCUGGCGGACACCUUGAAGCAGAGUAUAAAAUGCAUUGAAAGCGUUACGCACGUCUUUUACUUCGCCUUCACAUCCGUCAAUGACGAUAUCGAAGAGGUCGCAACCAAUCGGGCAAUGCUGAAGAAUGUCAUUGAUGCCAUCAACCUGCUGAGUGCCGAACUACAGUUUGUGGUAUUUCCCGGUGGGACAAGGGGGUAUGGAAUAUAUAUUCCAGGUGGCACAUUCAAGGCACCAUUAACUGAAGAGAUGACGAGUAACCUACCGGAAGACUACGCCAAGACGGUUGUCUACCGGGCAUUUCGAGAGAUUCUAGCGGAGGCAAGCAAAGGGAAGAAGUGGACGUGGUGUGAGGUUUGCCCGGACGCCAUUGUUGGAUUCACGCCGAAUGGCUCGCAAUUCAGCCUGGCGCUCCACUGGGCCCAAUAUCUGUCCCUCUAUGCCUAUAACCACGGUGUUGGAUCACGAGCAUGCGGCAUGAACCAGGCUAGCGACGUCGACUCGCUCAGCACCCCCGUUUCCGCCAAGACGAUUGCGCAGUUCGCCAUCUACGCGUCUCUACACCCUGACAAUUGUGGCCGGGGGCAAUUAUUCAACAUCGGAGACAAAGAGAAACCUUGCACUAUGGGCGAGAUUUGGCCGAAGUUGGCACAAUGGUUUUGCCUAGUGGGCGUGGGGCCGAGGAAAAACGCGACUGACCAGGAAGCAGAAGCGGAGAAGCCAUCAAAACCGGGAGAGUAUGUCGAGAAGCACAAUGACGUCUUUCACCGGGCCGGACUAGACAGGGCUGCUCGUGCGGGCGUCGGGGCUGGGAGUCAGCAACUGGAUAGUGUGGGAUGGUGGCUGACGUUUGAUAGACAACUCAGCUUAAAGAGAUUGCGGGAUACUGGGUUUCGUGAAGAUAAGGACCCGUUGGAGGGUUGGCUGAAGAGUUUCGAGAUGUUUAGAAGGGCGGGGUUAAUACUCUGAUUGUGGAUGUGCACUGUAGAGCAAGUGGACAUUAUUAUUGCAUGGUUUAUCGAUCUAUCUGAUGUGGACAUCUUGAUGCCAUGGUGUAAAUACGGUUGAAAUAUAAGACAUGUAAACUAGUGUGCC